Rotaria socialis is the source of this 492-nucleotide messenger RNA. Lineage: Eukaryota; Metazoa; Rotifera; Eurotatoria; Philodinida; Philodinidae. The record is from the annotation of a GenBank genome assembly.
AUGGAUACACCGACACCAAGCAAUGGUACAUUCAAUAAGGAAUAUCUAUCUCCUUCCAGAGACGCACAAAACUUAUCCUUUCGAAAAAAUUUUAACGAGAGUACUCGAGGGUCUCGUCAACUUUGGUGGUCACCUAAACCAAGUACAGUAGAAAUACCUAGUGAUAGUGUGAUAGUGAAAGAUGCAAAACCAAAAGUAGACUCGAUGAGUAACAUUAGUCAUCGACCACGUGGUGGGCAAGUAGCACUACGGAGUGAACCUGUUAAAUGGCAAACAUCGUCAAAAGUUAAUUCUCUAUCAAAUAUACAUUGGACACCGCCGGUGCCUCAAGUCAACAUUCAACAAGAAAGAUUAAAUUGGAAGGCUCAACCGAAAGUUAAUUCACUGGACAACGUCCAUCACAAACCCAUUGAUAGAAGCGUGGAAAUUUAUCAUGAAAAACUUGACUUUACCCAUGUUACACCGCGUGUAGAUUGUGGUUUUUCAAAUUGA